GUCCCUGCAUAUCAUUAUAUCGCCUUUACGUUUCACCAAACAUAUAAUUAUACCAAGUAUCUAUACUUUCUCGCUUGCUAUCAAUCCUUAAUAGUUCACAAUAAGAAUGGGGAUUCUUGAUCAUCUUUCCGACAUGUUUGAUUGCUCUUCCGGCCGCCACUACCGCCGCCGCUACAAGAAGCGCCGACAACUUCAGACGGUGGAGAUGAGAGUGAAGAUGGAUUGCGAAGGGUGCGAGAGGAAAGUGAGGAGGUCGGUGGAGGGAAUGAAGGGGGUGACGUCAACACAGGUGGAGCCGAAGCAGCACAAGCUCACCGUCGUGGGCUACGUGGAUCCGGACAGGGUGGUGGCGCGUGUGGCUCACCGGACGGGCAAGAAGGUGGAGCUUUGGCCCUACGUGCCGUACGACGUCGUCGCGCAUCCGUAUGCGCCCGGGGUGUACGACAAGAAGGCUCCGGCGGGGUACGUGCGCAGGGCGGAGGAUCCGCACGUUUACCAGCUCGCACGCGCCUCCUCCACUGAGGUUCGCUACACCACCGCCUUUAGUGAUGAUAACCCGGCCGCCUGCGCUGUCAUGUGACGUCGGGAAGUUUCUAAAUCCGGUGUAAUUCGUUAAAUAGCUUGAUUAGUUAAUUAUUAUAGGAUUUGCUGUGUAAUAUGAUGUUUCAUAGUCAAAUACUGGUUUGGUAAAGGUGGUUGAAGUUGGGAAGAGUAUCCAUCUUGCUUUUGUGCUUUUGAAAACAUUUCUGCAUACUCCAACUUUGUUGUUCUGUAAAUACCAGAAAUUUUAAUCACACACUAAUCAAUC
Messenger RNA from Ipomoea triloba (trilobed morning glory), 808 nucleotides. RefSeq names its product heavy metal-associated isoprenylated plant protein 26-like. The transcript has 2 exons. The coding region runs from base 107 to 580 and encodes 157 amino acids. Lineage: Eukaryota; Viridiplantae; Streptophyta; Magnoliopsida; Solanales; Convolvulaceae. The record is from RefSeq and is a predicted model, not a curated record. Gene Ontology annotation, molecular function: metal ion binding.